GUAGUCCCCACACAAUGAAGUUUGGUCCCUAGCUACCUUUCUGCUUUGCUUUGACUAGUGAUCGAUCAAGUUGAUAUGUUAGAAUUCCUAUUUUUUCUUGGUGACACCAGAAAAUUAAAGUAAUUAAUUUCUAAAUCUCAUGGCAUCCAUCUCUGUUUUGCUCUUACUGUUGUUAACGCUCCUCACAGCUGAAAGAAGUACCUCUAGCAAUAGCACCAUACAUCUGGGGUCUUCACUCUCUCCUAAAGGAAAACACACUUCAUGGCCAUCAAGUUCUGGCCGGUUUGCUUUUGGGUUUUACCCCAAAGGAAAUGGCUUUGCAGUUGGAAUAUGGCUGGUCAGUUCACCUGAAAACACUGUUGUGUGGACUGCUGAUCGUGAUAGUCCACCACUCUCCUCUAACUCUUCACUGAAUUUGACCGAGCAAGGCCUGCUUCUUCGAACUGGAGAUCAGUUAGACCAACGUCUCAUUCCAUAUUUGAAUUAUACAUUAGCUUUGGCAUCUAUGCGUGAUUCUGGCAACUUUGUGCUAUUUGAUAAGCAGUCUGAUGCUAUCUGGGAAAGCUUUGACUACCCAACUGACACCAUAUUAGGAGGUCAGAACUUCACUUCAAUCAAUUUACUGAUCUCUAGUAUGUCCGAAACAGACCAUUCAAGAGGGCGUUUCUAUCUCGAUUUCAACCCGGGAUCUGAUAGACAGCUCGUUGCUUACCCUUUCAAUAGCUCACGAGAGGAUGAGGAUCAUUAUUGGGUUUAUACUGACGAUCUUGAAGCCAAUCAGCUCAGUCUUAAUGUUGAAGGUGUUCUUUGCUUAGAAGGCCAUGUCGUUAAAAAAUGCUUAAAUGAUAAGCCUAGAAGCAAGUCAGAGAACACAACUUCAAUCUACCGUGCAACACUGGAUGUAGAUGGGAACUUGAGAUUGUAUGAGCACCGAUUUGAAGGCAAUAGUACAAGCUUACAUGAGGAAAGUACGGUGUGGCAAGCAUUGAAUGAUACAUGUGAAGUCGAGGGGUUCUGUGGGUUGAACAGUUAUUGCUCGAGCAUGAAUGGUAAAGCUGUGUGUUACUGUUACCCGGGUUUUGUCCCUUUCAAUAGCAGCCGAAACAUGCCUCUAGACUGCACACAAAUUCAUAUCAAAGAUGAUUGUGAAAGAAGUGGAAACCCAAUGGUGUGGUAUGAUGUUAUUCACUGGGAGAAUAUUACUUGGGGUGAUACUCCAUAUUCAGCUAUAUCAAUGAAGAAGGAAGCUUGUGAGAAGUCUUGCCACGGAGAUUGUGAUUGUUGGGGAGCAUUGUAUUCCAGUGGCCACUGCAAUAAAUAUAACCUUCCCCUUAUCUAUGGCAGAAGGGUUCAUGAUAAAUCAAAAGUGGCACUUUUAAAGGUGCCUUCAAGAUAUGCCAUGAAGCCAGCUCCAACUUCAAACACCACCUACAUGCACAUGCCUAGUGUCAUUUUUGAUAACAAGAGAAGUCUGAUAUUGACUCUUUCCCUUACUCUGGGUUGCAUUUCAUUGUUGUGUUUGGUCUUUGCAGUGUCCACUUUCUACAUUUACCGGCGUCGAGUUUAUAGGUAUACAAUGUUGUCUGCAAAUGAAGAUUUGCGAUUUAGUGAAGAGUGUUCUUUGCGUUCAUUUUCUUAUGAUGAACUUGUGAAAUCAACUAGAGGCUUCACAGAAGAGAUAGGCAGAGGAUCAUUUGGAGCUGUUUAUAAAGGCAUGAUGGGUGGAAGUAGUAACAGAAGGAUUGCGGUCAAGAGACUGGAGAGAGUUGCUGAUGAAGGGGAGAGGGAAUUCCGAGCUGAAAUUACUGCCAUAGCUCGAACACAUCAUAGGAAUUUGGUUAAGCUAGUUGGUUUUUGUAUAGAAGGAUCUAACAAGCUGCUUGUUUACGAAUAUGUCAGCAACGGGUCUCUUGCAAAUCUGCUCUUCAAUUCUAAGAUGCGGGGGAUAUCAUGGAAAGAGAGAAUAAAAAUCGCAUUGGAUGUGGCCAGAGGAGUCCUGUAUCUACAUGAAGAGUGUGAAGUCCGCAUUAUCCAUUGCAAUAUAAACCCUCGAAAUAUACUCAUGGAUGAAGCAUGGACUGCAAAGAUCUCUGAUUUUGGAUUGGCAAGGCUAUUAAAGCCGGAUUAUUCAAGAACUAAAAAAGGGGAUGAAGGGACAAGCAGGUACUUGGCACCUGAAUGGCACAAGGAUGCAUCUGUAUCCGUAAAAGUUGACAUUUACAGUUUUGGCAUGGUAGUAUUGGAGAUUAUAUGCCGCAGAAGCAGUAUAGAGAUGCACGUUUCCUCAACUGAGGAAAUACUUCUUUCCAGGUGGGUAUAUCAAUGCUUUGCAGCUGGGCAGUUGAAUAUGCUUGUUACACAUGACGAAGAUGUAGAUUGGAAGAUAAUGGAAAUAAUGGUGAAGGUGGGGUUGUUGUGUGUGCAAGAUAACCCAUCUCUUCGUCCUUCAAUGAAGAACGUCAUCUUGAUGUUGGAAGGAUUGAAAGAUAUUCCAAUUCCUCCAUCUCCGGUCCAGUUGGUUGAGUAGUCAUGUUUGAAUCAACUUUUCUUUUCUCAUAAUCCCUUUUAAAUUAAACCCAGAAGAUACUCAAAGAAGUUUCUUUCCACACAUAUAGUUACUAUAUGUAAUACUGUGGUUUCAGUUUUCAUCUUGAAUUGUUGUUGAUGUUGUUCUUGUGAUGAAUUAUAUCAAAAGCUAGUUUCCUUGUUUGUCGUUCA
Lotus japonicus is the source of this 2718-nucleotide messenger RNA. Its product is annotated as G-type lectin S-receptor-like serine/threonine-protein kinase LECRK1. The coding region runs from base 140 to 2527 and encodes 795 amino acids. NCBI's taxonomy places the organism in Eukaryota, Viridiplantae, Streptophyta, Magnoliopsida, Fabales, Fabaceae. Gene Ontology annotation, biological process: recognition of pollen; protein phosphorylation. Gene Ontology annotation, molecular function: protein serine/threonine kinase activity; ATP binding. The transcript has a single exon. The record is from RefSeq and is a predicted model, not a curated record.